Molecule: messenger RNA, 2388 nt
Organism: Rotaria sp. Silwood2
Lineage: Eukaryota; Metazoa; Rotifera; Eurotatoria; Philodinida; Philodinidae
Source: the annotation of a GenBank genome assembly
AUGGCCACUACCGAAGUACAACUUAGUGAACGUCAACCAAUGUUAACUUCAACGGAAGAAAUUCUUCAUUCAAAUCCGGUUGCUUCAUCAGCCAUACCGAUUGAAAGUAGUACAACAGUCAUACGAAAGGAUAUUGAUAUUGUACCUGAAGAUAAAAAUAAAUUUAUCCAAGUUAUUCGUCCAUUAUUAGUUGAACUUAUUGGUACAACAUUAUUUGUUCUUAUUGGUAUGUGGGGUGCAUGUUCAGGUGGUGGUGUUCUUACUAGUGCAUUAUCAUUUGGUCUUGCAUUAAUGGUAUUUGCUGCUAGUUUUGGACAUAUAUCAGGUGUUCAUUUUAAUCCAGCUGUUACAGUUGGUGUUUUAAUUGCUGGUGAAAUGCAAGCUGCUAUGGCUAUACUUUAUGUUGUUAUGCAACUUUUAGGAGGUAUUGCUGCUGGUGGUCUUUUACGUUUAUUACUUGCAACACGUAUUUAUGCUGAUUGUAAAGGUGGUGCAACAUUAUUAACAACAUAUCAUGCUUUAAAUGAAACAGGUGCUAAAGGUCCUAUUUAUUAUAUUACGGAUUCUGUUCGAAUUUGGCAAGGUAUUUUAAUUGAAUUUAUUGUUACAUUCGUUCUUAUUACUGUCAUUCUUAUGGUUUUACUUGAUACAAAAUCAAAAACUGGUCUUGCACCAAUUCUUGUUGGAUUUACAUUAGCUGUUAAUAUUCUUGCUGUUGGUGCAUAUACUGGUGGUUCACUUAAUCCGGCUCGUUCACUUGGUCCAGCUAUAUUUGCUAAUCAAUGGGAACAUCAUUAUGUUUAUUGGAUUGGUCCACUUGUUGGAGCUAUUGUUGCUGGUUUUCUUUAUCGUAUGGUUUGGGCUCAUUAUGAUCGUCGUAUGUUUGUUAAACGUACACCAACAGCAACAGGUGCUAUUUUAUCUGAAGAAAAAUUACCUGCACUCGAAUUGAGUGGAUAUGGUCCAUCAUCUGCAACUCAAACAUUUUCCGGUUCUGUAUCUUCUUCACAAUCUCAACAACAACGUUUAACACGUGAACGACGUACAGCAUUAGCAACAUAUUUACGUAGUGAUCGACGUUCAUCAUCAAUGCUUCUAUCAUCUGAAGCACGUCCAUUUAAAUUAAAUUUAUCAUCAUCAACAGAAUCAACAACAACAACAAAUAAUUCUGAAUCAUCUAUUAUUGAAAAUUGGACACCAAGUAAAAUAAAAUUAGGUCUUAGUAUUUAUCCAAAAGUUGCAGCUAUUCAACCAUUACAUGUUGAAAAAAUAACUGGUAUGUUAUUAGAAGGUUUACCAACAUUACAUUUACAACGUAUUAUUAAUGUUGAUGAAGAUUUAAGAAAUAAAAUUGAUGAAGCUAUGAAUAUUUUAACAUCAUCUAAUACACGUGAUCAACAACAAAAUGAUUCAUCAAUAACAAAUGAACGUUUAUUAAAUAAUAAUAAUAAUAAUAAUAAAAAUUUUACAUUUGAUAAACAAUUAAAUGAAUAUGUACCAUUAUUUUGGCAACCAGAUAAAAAAGGUGUUUAUGCACCAAGACCAGGAAAAUAUACUCCUGAACGUUUAACUGCUUAUAGAAAUGUUGGAAGAUUAAUUGGUUUAUGUUUAUUACAAAAUGAACUUUUUCCAUUACCAUUAUGUCGUCAUGUAAUAAAAUAUAUAUUAAAUCGACCUAUACGUUGGCAUGAUUUAGCUUUUUUUGAUUCUACUAUGUAUGAAAAUUUACGUCGAACUGCAUAUGAUGGAGAAAAAAAUGGAUCACAAUAUAUUAAUGAUUUACAUUUGACAUUUUCAAUGGCUGUUACAGAAAAAGAGGGUGGUGAAACUUAUGAUCUAAUACCGAAUGGUUCAUCAAAAGAUGUAACAUAUUCUAAUCUAUAUGAAUUUAUAAAACGUUAUGCUGAAUUUCGAAUGAUUCAUCUUGUUGAACAAUCUCUUCAACAUUUACGUUUGGGUGUAUAUGAUGUUCUACCAUCAACAUCUCUUGAUUAUUUAAGUCCGGAAGAUUUUCGUUUACUUCUUAAUGGUACAAGUAAUAUAAAUAUAACAACAUUAAUGACAUAUACAACAUUUAAUGAUGAAAGUGGUGAAACAAAUGAACGUAUAAAUCAAUUUAAAAAAUGGUUUUGGUCUGUCUUAGAAAAAUUUAAUCCUAUGGAAAGACAAGAUUUAGUUUAUUUUUGGACUGGUAGUCCUGCAUUACCGGCAUCAGAAGGUGGAUUUCAACCUCAACCAUCUGUUACCAUUCGACCAGCUGAUGAUCAACAUUUGCCAACAGCAAAUACAUGUAUUAGUCGUUUAUAUGUUCCAUUAUAUUCAUCAAAAGCAAUCUUAAAAUUAAAAUUACAGUAUGCUAUUAAAACAAAAAUAUUCGGUUUUGUGUAA